Messenger RNA from Trichechus manatus latirostris (Florida manatee), 856 nucleotides. It is a transcript of the gene SERF2, whose product is annotated as small EDRK-rich factor 2. The transcript is spliced from 3 exons. The record is from RefSeq and is a predicted model, not a curated record. The coding region runs from base 403 to 582 and encodes 59 amino acids. NCBI's taxonomy places the organism in Eukaryota, Metazoa, Chordata, Mammalia, Sirenia, Trichechidae.
CUGGGCGAGUCUGUCAGCGUCCUACACGGUCCCCGCAUGAGGUCACUCUACCUGGUCAUGUGCUCGAGCCCGCGGGAGCGCCACAUCGUCAGCCGCACCCCUCCACCCCCACCGCGCCCACGUGACCCGCCCUAGCUUGUCCCAACCGGCCCAGGGCCUAGCUCCGGAGGCCCCGCCCCACGCUGCGCGCCGGGCCGGCGAGCCUCCGCCCCUUAUCCGGUCGGGCCAGCGAGUGGCCCGCGGCGCCACGUGCUUCUUUCUGUCCAUUGGGAGCCGGCGCCUGGGCGCGACGGGGCGGGGAGGAACGGGACGACCUGUUACGUUAUAGAAAGGGGCGGGGCCUGCAACGUCGGACAGAAGGAGGGGUCGCAACCCAAGCAGGCCAGAGCCGCUGCCGUCGCCAUGACCCGCGGUAACCAGCGCGAGCUCGCCCGCCAGAAGAACAUGAAAAAGCAAAGCGACUCGGUUAAGGGAAAGCGCCGAGAUGACGGGCUUUCUGCUGCUGCCCGCAAGCAGAGGGACUCGGAGAUCAUGCAGCAGAAGCAGAAAAAAGCAAACGAGAAGAAGGAGGAACCCAAGUAGCUUUGUGGCUUCGUGUCCAACCCUCUUGCCCUUCGCCUGUGUGCCUGGAGCCAGUCCCGCCACGCUCGCGUUUCCUCCUGUAGUGCUCACAGGUCCCAGCACCGAUGGCAUUCCCUUUGCCCUGAGUCUGCAGCGGGUCCCUUUUGUGCUUCCUUCCCCUCAGGUAGCCUCUCCCCCCUCCAGGCCACACCUGGGGGUGAGGGGGUUACCCCUUCCCAGUGUUUUUUAUUCCUGUGGGGCUCACCCCAAAGUAUUAAAAGUAGCUUUGUAAUUC